AUGUCUUCGCAAUAUCAGUCAGUACAUCUCGCCGCUCGUCCCAAGAGCGAGAUCGUUCCUGGAGAGACUUUCGAGGUCAGAUCGAACGCUGCACCUAAGGAAGCCGACCUCAAGGAUGGUCAAGUCAUCUUCCGUUCUUUGUACCUCAGUCUUGAUCCUGCCAUGAGAGGAUGGCUCAAUGACACACGCUCCUAUGUUCCUCCCGUUCAAAUCGGUGAGAUCAUGCGGGGAGUCGCCAUCGGUACUGUCGAAGCAUCAAAAUCAGAAAAGUUCCCUGUCGGCACACUCACUACUGGAUUCGUCGGCUGGACCGAGCUCGCUGUGGUGGACGACAAGGCUCUCGAACGUGUUGAUCUUCCCUCCAACGGUCGCACCACUGAUGCUCUUGGUGUUCUCGGUAUGACCGGCUUGACUGCAUACUUUGGCAUCAUCGAAGUUGGCCAAGUCAAGAAGGGUGACUUCGUCGUUGUUUCCGGCGCAGCUGGCGCAACAGGAAGUGUCGUUGCACAAAUCGCCAAGCUCAAGGGCGCAAAGGUGCUUGGUUUGGCCGGCUCAGACGACAAAGUGUCUUGGUUGAAGAACGACCUUGGUCUUGAUGAAGCACUCAACUACAAAGACGCCGACUUCACCACCAAGUUCCGCAACGCGACUAAGGGCUUGAUUGAUGUCUUCUUCGACAACGUCGGCGGCGAAAUCCUCGACCUCGCUCUAUCACGCGCCAAACCAUUUUCCCGCUUCGUUUGCUGUGGCGCUAUUAGCGACUACAACAGCGCAUCCNCCCGUGGUCUCAAGAACUACAUGAUGAUCAUCUCCAUGCGCAUUCGUAUGCAAGGCUUCAUUGUAUUUGACUUUGCAGACAAGUACGCAACAGCCAGACAGGAGUUGGCACAGUGGCUCAACGAAGGCAAAUUGCAGAGAAAAGAAACUGUUAUCGAAGGUGGAUUGGCCAAGGCUGAGCAAGGAUUGAGAGAUCUGUACAAGGGUGUUAAUACUGGAAAGUUGCUCGUUGAGGUUAGCAAGCAGAAGGAAGGCAAAGCUAGGCUAUAG
This is a messenger RNA of Aureobasidium musti, 1047 nucleotides long. The record is from the annotation of a GenBank genome assembly. NCBI's taxonomy places the organism in Eukaryota, Fungi, Ascomycota, Dothideomycetes, Dothideales, Saccotheciaceae.